AUGACUUCUCAACGCGUUCUUAGGUCUUUUAUGCAAUUAAUUUCAAGUUAUUCCGAAGAAAAAGUCGAUGUAAUUGGAUAUAAAGUACCAGUACCUUUAAUAAGUGCAGAAUUAGCUGAAUCUUUGGUAAAAGAAACAAUUACAGUCCUUCAAAAUAAACCAUCUCUCGUAAGAAUAGAUGCGCCAUGUUAUGUUGUUGGCGAUAUUCACGGAAAUCUAUAUGAUUUGAUUCAAAUUCUUUCGAUGGCUAAAUUGCCACCAUAUUCAAGAUACGUUUUUCUUGGCGAUUAUGUUGACAGAGGACAAUUCUCAUAUGAAGUUGUUAUGCUAUUAUUUGCUUUACAAUGCCAAUUCCCAAAUGAUGUAAUUCUUUUACGCGGAAAUCACAAAUUUGCAGAUACAAACAGCGUCUAUAGCUUCUUCGAUGAAAUGUCAAUAUUAGAAAACGGUAAAUACCUGUACGAUCAGAUAAAUAAAGCUUUCGAAUGGUUACCUAUAGCAGCCAUUGUUCAGAACAAGAUUUUCUGUGUUCACGGUGGUUUGUCAUCAGGAUUGAAUGGGAUUUCUCAGAUAGAAAAGAUAAUCAGGCCCAUCAAAACCUGUGAAGAUGAAUUAAUUGCAGACUUGAUGUGGAGCGAUCCCACAACCGAAACUAAGACUUUCGCACGCAGUACGAGAGGUUUAGGUAUUUCAUACGGAUAUAAUCUCGUUGAAGAUUACUUAAAUAAGAAUAAAUUGACUUCUGUGCUUAGAGGACACCAAUGCGUUCAAAAUGGUGUUCAGAAGGCAAUUGAUGGCUUAGUUUAUACAGUUUUCUCGUGUUCGAACUAUGCAGAUGCGAUGGAUAACAGAUGCGGAUUAUUAUUUUUGAAUCAGCUCUUAGAAAUGAAGUUUUUCUCAUUACCACCACGUCAACAGUUGAUAAGAGAGAAGAUUUCAUUCUACCACGUUGACAGAGACACUGUUUUUCAGGGAGAACAGUUAACUGCUCCUUUUUCAAUCACUUCUAAGAAAUAUGAAAUGAAAGGAGGAGCACUGACAAUCGGAUUACCAAGAUUGAGAUCUAAUUCUCAAUUUAACCUUAGAUCAAAAGCAAAAUUGUUUUGA
Trichomonas vaginalis G3 is the source of this 1107-nucleotide messenger RNA. Its product is annotated as phosphoprotein phosphatase protein. The transcript has a single exon. The coding region runs from base 1 to 1107 and encodes 368 amino acids. Gene Ontology annotation, cellular component: cytoplasm; nucleus. The record is from RefSeq and is a predicted model, not a curated record. Gene Ontology annotation, molecular function: protein serine/threonine phosphatase activity. Lineage: Eukaryota; Parabasalia; Trichomonadida; Trichomonadidae.